AUGGAUUGGAUUUGGGCAAUUGGGUUGCUUUCUAUUGUUUAUGUACUCCAAGCAUGGAUUUCCAAAAGCAAGAACAAGAAGAUCAAAAAAUUGCCUCCUGGUCCAAGAGGGUUUCCUAUUAUCGGAAACCUCCUGAUGUUAGGAGAGUUCCCUCACGUCGAUCUUCACCGACUAUCCCAAAAGCACGGUGACAUCAUGUACCUGCGCUUAGGCCUGGUGCCUACCAUUGUUGUCUCAUCCCCUCAAGCGGCGGAGCUGUUUCUCAAAACGCACGACCAUUCUUUUGCCACUAGGCCACCACAUGAAGCUGCAAAGCACAUUUCUUACGGCCAAAGGAACUUAUCCUAUGCCGAGUAUGGUCCUUAUUGGCGCACCAUUCGCAAGAUGUGCACCCUUGAAUUACUCAGCAACCACAAAAUCAAUUCUCUUAAGCCCAUGAGGAAAGAAGAGCUUGAUCUCUUCAUGAACUUCAUUCAAGAGGCUUGUCGUGAUCGUGCUGCGGUUGAUCUCAGCGCCAAGGUUUCUUCUCUCAACACAGACAUGACGUGCCGAUUGGUGUUUGGAAAGAAGUACAUGGAUAAGGAAUUUGAUGAGAAGGGUUUCCAGGCUUGGAUCGUAGAGGGUAUGCAUCUAGCAGGCACCCCCAACUUUGGUGAUUAUCUUCCUUUUCUUGCUCCAUUUGACCUCCAGGGUUUAACUAAGAGAAUGAAGGCUGUUAGAAAGGUGUUUGAUGACUUCUUUGAGAAGAUCAUUGACGAGCACAUCAAAUCUCAGGAUGAUCAAGAAAGGACCAAAGACUUCGUCGAUGUCAUGUUGUGUUUCAUGGGAUCGAAAGAAUCUGAGUACAAAAUUGAACGCUCCAACAUCAAGGCCAUAAUUCUGGACAUGGUUGCUGGUGCAAUGGACACAUCAGCAACGGCAAUUGAGUGGACACUUUCCGAACUCAUGAGGCACCCUCGAGUGAUGAAGAAAGUCCAGAAAGAGUUGGAAGAUGUAGUAGGCAUGGAUAGAAUGGUGGAUGAGUCAGACUUGGAGAAGUUGGAGUACUUAAAUAUGGUGGUGAAGGAAAACUUGAGGCUACAUCCAGUUGCUCCAUUGUUGAUCCCCCAUGCAGCCAUUGAAGACUGCACUGUCAACGGCUUCCACAUACCCAAAAAAUCGCGCGUCAUGGUAAAUGUAUGGGCAGUUGGGAGAGACCCUAGUGCUUGGACAGAUCCAGACAAGUUCAUACCGGAAAGGUUUGUUGGUAGUAAUAUAGAUCUCCGCGGUCGAGACUUCCAACUUCUUCCGUUUGGUUCCGGUCGAAGAGGUUGCCCCGGAAUGCAUCUAGGGCUUACUGUGGUGCAUCUGGUGGUGGCGCAACUUGUGCAUUGCUUUGAUUGGGAACUUCCAGAUAAUAUAUUGCCAACUGAGUUGGACAUGACUGAGGAGUUCGGUCUAACAGUUCCAAGGGCCAAACAUCUACUGGCCAUUCCUUCCUAUCGUCUUCGACAACAAUAA
Fragaria vesca subsp. vesca is the source of this 1500-nucleotide messenger RNA. RefSeq names its product cytochrome P450 71A1-like. The record is from RefSeq and is a predicted model, not a curated record. NCBI's taxonomy places the organism in Eukaryota, Viridiplantae, Streptophyta, Magnoliopsida, Rosales, Rosaceae. Gene Ontology annotation, molecular function: monooxygenase activity; iron ion binding; oxidoreductase activity, acting on paired donors, with incorporation or reduction of molecular oxygen. The coding region runs from base 1 to 1500 and encodes 499 amino acids. The transcript is spliced from 2 exons.